AUGGCAUCUUAUCCUGCAGUGAUACCUCACUGCCCUCAGACCACAGCUGAGAAUACCACCAUACUGAUGAAGGCUGAUGUCCCUGUGGUCGCUGAGGUGCUCUGUCGCUAUGACAGAAUCUUCAACAUGAAGCAAAUAGAUGAAGUCACGUACGCCAUUGAUGCUACUUUCUCCAGCUUGAACAACUCGCGUAUCUGUGCCUUUCAGAAAAAGGCCUUGACAAACGUGUAUGUGUUGCCGGUAAAUGUGCUGUGGGGGGAUGGGCAUGGGGUGGUGCUGAAGUUCUGGCACAGGACUCUGUUGACAUGUGGCUUUGACUCACACACUGCUGAUUCCUCGGCCCCCCAGAUCAUGUCUGACUUAGGGUUACCCCUAAUAGAAAACCAGAGAAACAGGGGUCCUGUUUCGGAUGCCAUGUUUCAAGUUCAGCUUUUGGAUGUACUGGGUCAACCCGUUGAAGGUCUCCCAGUGGGUAGGAAAACUCAACUGAAAGCCGUCAUGCAAGGAACUAAGGGAGAAGUCGGCUUUCGAGUUACCAGUUGUAACGCUGUUGGGAUCUCUUUUGAAACUAAUACAACAUACGGCAUUAUCCGUGGAGGGUGCGGUGAUGGGAAGGUAUUCUCCAAAUCUGAUGGCUUCACCACAAAUGGGAUGACAGCCCGCAGCCCAGUCUUCAAGGCAUUCAGGCUUAUGGGCAGUAAUCUGCUUGUGUUUGAAUGUAACUUUACCGUAUGCUUCUCCAAUUGUGAUGGCAGUUCUUGCCCUGUUGAAGAAAACCGGAUCCGCCAGAGGCGUUCAUUGGACAUGGACCAUGUGGACAAUUCUAUCACUGAUUUAAAUAGUGCAAAGGGUAGCAACAUCAUUCAUUCGGCAAGGACUCCUGUGAUUGCCCCUCAUGGCAACCCAAGGGUGCUUCAUCCAGAUGGUUUACAGACCACAGUGUCUCAGAAAUUGUGA
Messenger RNA from Liolophura sinensis, 957 nucleotides. RefSeq names its product vitelline envelope sperm lysin receptor-like. The transcript is spliced from 7 exons. NCBI's taxonomy places the organism in Eukaryota, Metazoa, Mollusca, Polyplacophora, Chitonida, Chitonidae. Bases 1 to 957 code for a protein of 318 amino acids. The record is from RefSeq and is a predicted model, not a curated record.